GCCAGGCGGAGCAGCAGAACCCCGGGAGUCCGAGCUCCAGCCCCCGCCCGGGGCCGCCUCGGCUGCAGCUGAUGCCAGAACCCGAGGCCACUGCGCUGGCCGGUCCAGUCUUGCUCCAGUGCCUGCUCGGUGAACGACCUCCCAGGAGUCCGGCUUGAGCCGCGGCGGCGCGGCAGGUAUUCUGCCUCCCCCUGGGGCAGCGGCCACCAUGUUCUCCUGCGUGAAGCCUUAUGAAGAUCAGAACUACUCGUCUCUGAAGCGGGCCUGUCUGCGGAAGAAGGUGCUCUUUGAGGACUCCCACUUUCCCGCUACUGAUGACUCGCUCUACUACAAGGGCAGCCCAGGGCCCACUGUCCGGUGGAAGCGGCCCAAGGACAUCUGCGAGGACCCCCGCCUCUUUGUGGAUGGCAUCAGCUCCCACGAUCUGCACCAGGGACAGGUGGGCAACUGCUGGUUUGUGGCAGCCUGCUCUUCACUCGCCUCCCGUGAGUCGCUGUGGCAGAAGGUCAUCCCAGACUGGAAGGAGCAGGAGUGGGACCCUGAGAAGCCCGACGCCUACGCCGGCAUCUUCCAUUUCCACUUCUGGCGCUUUGGGGAGUGGGUGGACGUGGUCAUUGAUGACCGGCUGCCCACAGUCAACAACCAGCUCAUCUACUGCCACUCCAAUUCCCGCAAUGAGUUCUGGUGCGCUCUGGUGGAGAAGGCCUAUGCCAAGCUGGCGGGCUGUUACCAGGCCCUGGAUGGAGGCAACACAGCGGAUGCACUGGUGGACUUCACGGGCGGCGUUUCUGAGCCCAUCGACCUGACUGAGGGGGACUUCGCCAAUGACGAGGCCAAGAGGAACCAGCUCUUUGAGCGUGUGUUGAAGGUGCACAGCCGGGGAGGCCUCAUCAGUGCCUCCAUCAAGGCUGUUACAGCAGCUGACAUGGAGGCACGCCUGGCGUGCGGCUUGGUGAAGGGUCAUGCUUAUGCUGUCACCGACGUACGCAAGGUGCGCCUGGGCCAUGGCCUGCUGGCCUUUUUCAAGUCAGAGAAGCUGGACAUGAUCCGCCUACGCAACCCCUGGGGCGAGCGGGAGUGGAAUGGUCCCUGGAGUGACACCUCAGAAGAAUGGCAGAAAGUGAGCAAGAGUGAGCGGGAAAAGAUGGGUGUGACCGUGCAGGACGAUGGCGAGUUCUGGAUGACCUUCGAGGACAUGUGCCGCUACUUCACCGACAUCAUCAAGUGCCGCCUGCUCAACACAUCCUACCUGAGCAUCCACAAGACGUGGGAGGAGGCCCACCUGCGCGGUGCCUGGACUCGGCACGAGGACCCUCGGCAGAACCGCAGCGGGGGCUGCAUCAACCACAAGGACACCUUCUUCCAGAACCCGCAGUACAUCUUUGAGGUCAGGAAGCCGGAAGAUGAGGUGCUGGUGUGUCUCCAGCAGCAGCCGAAGCGGUCCACCCGCCAGGAGGGCAAGGGCGAGAACCUGGCCAUUGGCUUUGACAUCUACAAGGUGGAGGAGAACCGCCAGUACCGCAUGCACAGCCUGCAGCACAAGGCCGCCAGCUCCAUCUACAUCAACUCGCGCAGCGUCUUCUUGCGCACGGACCAGCCCGAGGGCCGCUACGUCAUCAUCCCCACCACCUUUGAGCCAGGCCACACCGGCGAGUUCCUGCUCAGAGUCUUCACGGACGUGCCCUCCAACUGCCGAGAACUGCGCCAUGAUGAGCCCCCCCGCACCUGCUGGAGCUCCCUGUGUGGCUACCCCCAGCAGGUGACCCAGGUACAUGUCCUGGGGGCUGCUGGCCUCAAGGACUCCCAGACAGGGGCUAACUCUUACGUGAUCAUCAAGUGUGAAGGGGACAAAGUUCGCUCAACUGUGCAGAAAGGGACCUCCACACCUGAGUACAAUGUAAAAGGAGUCUUCUACCGCAAGAAGCCAAGCCAGCCCAUCACCGUGCAGAUCUGGAAUCACCGAGUCCUGAAGGAUGAAUUCUUGGGCCAGGUGCACCUGAAGGCUGACCCGGAUGACCUCCAGGCCCUGCACACCCUCCACCUCCGAGACCGCAGCAGCCGGCAGCCGAGCGACUUGCCAGGCACCGUGGCUGUGCACGUCCUCAGCAGUGCCUCCCUCACAGCUAUCUGAUGCCUGCCCAUCUACCGGCCCCAACAGUCUCACCACCACCUGCAUGUCCCCACCAGACUUGGGACCAGCCUGGGAGCCAGAUGCUGGGGUCCUUUUCCACUCUUUUACUGACUUGCUGUGUGACUUUGGUAGAUCUCUACCCUUCUCUGGACCUCAGUGUCCUGAGGGCCCCAAAGCAUUCCCUCCUUGUUGGGGAGUCCCCUCCCCACCCCAGCUGUCACCACUGCUAAAGGACUCUAUCCGUUGAAAACAUUUUCCCCAGGCCCUGCUGUCUGCCGAGGAGUGCCAAGAAGAUGUCACUUGUUUACACACAAACUGCCAUGUCCCCAAGCCCCAUGUUUCCUGUCCCUUGUUUCCCAGGCCCACAUCAGUCUCCCAGAAUUCACUUUUUCUGUCACUUACACUUGAUUUCCAAGCUACUUUGAAAGAGUGCUUGCUGGGCAUUUGCUGGGGUUCUGCUCAGGCUGGAAUUUGGGACAUGUGCAGGUGAUUCCUGUUCAUUCUCUAAUCCUGCCCACUCAGCCAUCCAUUUUUCCCCCCAAAAUGAAGAAGCAACGCUCACAAGUCAAAAGGUGAAGGGAACCACCCAGCCCCCACCUUGGGCCUCUGUCUUCAGGUCCCCCAGAGGCAGAUGCCCAGGCAGGCUGCAGCUACCUUCUCAUUCCAGGUUCUGAUCCACUCUCAGCCCCUGGUUUGAGGCAGUGGCCCUCGUGGGAAGUAAAGGGCACCUCCCUGAGUCCCCUGCCUGAUGUUGGAAGGAGUGAGCCCCGUUAGUGGGCCAGGCAGGCAGCGCGGCUGUGGGGACCCAGAGGGAGGCACAGGCUCCCCUUGCUGCAAGACCCCAGCUUCCCAUAGGAGAAAGGACUCCAGGGUGGGUGGUGCCAGGCCUGCUGGGGUCAGGUCACCUAUUGGGCAUGGCAGGAGACAGGUGACUCCAUUGCCUCCCCAGAAGCUCUCCACCCACAUCUUCCCCCAACAGCUAAUGGGGCCACAGUGCUCCUUUUACUGCCUGGACCAAAAUGUUCAUUUUAGUGUUCUCUGUAUUUAAAAAAAAAAAAAAAGAUCUCAGUUUUAGCCAGGGGGGUUUAAAGGAGAUUCUGGAUCCCCCUUUCUUUUGAAACCAGUUUUGCUCACCCUCUAAUUUUAUUUUGAUUCCACCUGGGCAGGGACAUGGGCGAAGUCAGGCCUUCUCAGAGGAGGUCUGCAGGAGGGUGACGAAGAGGGUGUUUGUGCUUGGGUGACUGCAGGCUGGCGCUGUGUUCUUGGAGAACUUCUGUGAAGUGCUGGUGCCGUGACCCACUCAGGGUUUCCUCUGUACCCUCCUUGGACUUCGGACCAGGCAAAGCAAAUGGAAAGUCCAGCUGGCCCCAGGACAGCAAUUCCUUUGGGAACCUGAAUUUUCUUCUCCAGAGCUCACUGUUCAGUCCAGUGUCCUGGCUGGAGGUGCUGGAUUCUCUGAUAUUGCCACCUUGCUCUGGGGCUGGCUCUGCUCCUGGGUCCUGCCCUGGAACUGAAAGACCUAGAGGACCCAGGGCUGGAACUGUGCAUGUGUCCAGGAGCAAGUCACUUAAACCUCCUGUGCCUCUGAUCUCUCCCUCUGCAAAGUGGGGCCAAUGAUUCCUAUUUGUCAGCACCCACAGUGCUAAACAAGGGCAAAGCAACCCCUCUCUCUGUGUAUCUCUGUAUGCUACACACCAUACACGUUCCUGUAAUCACCGCUUCUUGUCUAUUUCAAAUUAAGAUUCCUGAGUCAGGUAUGCCAGCUUGGGCCUCUGGGGCUGACACGUGGGUCUUUGCUCAGCCAUAGUCCCCUAGGUAUAGGGGCAAACUGGGACCAAGUGGCUGAUUUGUGUAGGUUUCAGCCUGGGGGCUGAUCCUAGCCUCCCACCUACAGCAGAACUGGAACAGCAGCUCCUUCCCUUGAGGUGGGCCAGGCUGGUUCCUGGCUGUGCAGGGAUCUCUGAUCCCCAGGAAGGUGUGGGGUCCAAACAGGUGAGAAUAGAUGGUGGAUCAGGGAGAGCAAUUCACCUGUGCGCCCAGGAGGGCCUCAAGUCGGCAUUCACAGAUGGGCAGGGCCUCCAGCCCACACCAGCCAGACCUGGGCUUCAGUCCUUCUGGGGCCCACUGCCAGGCUGAGGGAGAGGAGGCCUGUUCUGUUCUCAGAAUAAAUGUUUCUGCAAUCCAGAAA
Molecule: messenger RNA, 4319 nt
Organism: Marmota monax (woodchuck)
Lineage: Eukaryota; Metazoa; Chordata; Mammalia; Rodentia; Sciuridae
Gene: Capn5
Product: calpain 5
Exons: 13
Coding region: 209-2131 (640 amino acids)
Biological process (GO): proteolysis
Cellular component (GO): cytoplasm
Molecular function (GO): calcium-dependent cysteine-type endopeptidase activity
Source: RefSeq, a predicted model, not a curated record